AUGAUCUCUUCUUCUGGAAUCGAAGUUACUCUGAACAAUGCCGGUCUCUGGAAGAAAUUCAACAGUCCAAUGGAGAUGAUUCUGACUAAAAAGAUUGGAAGAAAAAUGUUUCCGAAUCUGGAAUAUUCGGUUGAUGGAUUGAAUCCUACCGCAAUGUAUGAGAUCUACUUGCACAUGGAGAGAAUGGAUGAUCAUAAAUACCGUUACGUCAGCAAGGAAUGGGACGACUAUGCCAGAGGAGACCCAAUCACUCCAAUUCAAAAAAUCAAACAUAAAAGUGGAGGACAAACUGGAAUGUUCUGGAUGGACGGACCAAUUUCAUUUGAGCAAAUCCGAUUGACAAAUAAUCCAGAGACAGAGAAAAAAGAUCAUAUUUGCCUCCAAAGUAUGCACAAAUGGCGUCCAGUUGUCACUAUUCGAAAAUUGGAAAAUGGAGACGAGAAUUCGGAUUUCGAUGAGGAAUUCAGAAUUGAAAAUGUGUGGUUUAUGGCUGUUACUACUUAUCAGAAUCCAGCUAUCAAAGUUCUGAAAGUGGAGAACAAUAAAUUUGCCUCUGGUUUUCGCUCAACUGGAAAUCACAAGACUGUUCUUCCUACACGUGGCAUCAAACGUACUGCUUCUGAAACCUUCCCAACUCCUCCUUCGAGUACAUCACCACCAUCAAAAACAAGUUCAAAUGGACAUUCUCCGAUUGCUCAUCCCUUUCAUAAUCCAGCAAAUUUUGAUUUUUCAAUGAUGGGAACUGCUCACCAGUAUUUGAUGAAUCCGUAUCAGAAUAUUUGGAAUUAUGGAUACAAUAUGGGAAAACAAAUGGUACAACCAGUCAUGAAUCAAUGGAAUAUGCAGAUUUCGGGACAACCAAGGAAUAUGAAUCAUGAGCAACAAGGAAAUCCAAAUAGCACAAAUGUUCCAGAAUUUUAUGGCUUGAAUAAUUUUUGA
This is a messenger RNA of Caenorhabditis briggsae, 939 nucleotides long. Bases 1 to 939 code for a protein of 312 amino acids. The transcript is spliced from 3 exons. The record is from RefSeq and is a predicted model, not a curated record. Gene Ontology annotation, cellular component: nucleus. Gene Ontology annotation, molecular function: RNA polymerase II cis-regulatory region sequence-specific DNA binding; DNA-binding transcription factor activity, RNA polymerase II-specific. NCBI's taxonomy places the organism in Eukaryota, Metazoa, Nematoda, Chromadorea, Rhabditida, Rhabditidae. Gene Ontology annotation, biological process: positive regulation of DNA-templated transcription; regulation of transcription by RNA polymerase II; cell fate specification.